Molecule: messenger RNA, 2073 nt
Organism: Parathielavia appendiculata
Lineage: Eukaryota; Fungi; Ascomycota; Sordariomycetes; Sordariales; Chaetomiaceae
Product: kinase-like protein
Exons: 7
Coding region: 1-2073 (690 amino acids)
Biological process (GO): intracellular signal transduction; protein phosphorylation
Cellular component (GO): cytoplasm
Molecular function (GO): ATP binding; protein serine/threonine kinase activity
Source: RefSeq, a predicted model, not a curated record
AUGACGCCUCCUGCGUAUACAGCGAUGCCGCUAAGCCUGGUGUCUCCAGGUAUCCAGGUCGAGUUCCACGGCGAUGCCGAUGCGAAACCCGCUCCGAUAUACUCCCGUUCGGCCCCUCCAGACGUACAAAGCUUCCCAAGUCCGAUGAGACACCACCGGAGGACGCCCUCACAACAUCGCGAGAUCAAGGAAACCCUCAACGCGCGAUCCGAGUAUACUAAUGAGGACUCGGAGGGACACUCUCAGCGUCGCAUCAACCAAUACAUCAUCAAGGAGGAGAUAGGCCACGGCUCAUACGGCGCCGUUCACCUGGCCACCGACCAGUUUGGAAAAGAAUAUGCCGUCAAGGCGUUUUCCAAAGCACGGCUCAGGAGACGAGCCCAGUCCUAUAUCCUCCGCCAUGGGCCACGGCAACUUGGUCGCUUUCCUCGGGCCGGCUUCGGCGCUCCAGAUGCCCCUAUCAUGGGUUUUGCUGAUCAACGAGCUAAGGAGGAGAAGGAUGCCCUCUAUUUGAUCCGCGAGGAGGUUGCGAUAAUGAAGAAGUUGAACCACCCCAAUCUUGUACAGCUGUACGAGGUCCUGGACGACCCGGAGGAGGAUACCCUGUACAUGGUCCUCGAGAUGUGCAAAAAAGGCGUUGUUAUGAAGGUAGGCAUCGGCGAGUCCGCAACACCCUAUCCCGAAGAAACUUGCCGUCAUUUCUUCCGCGAUCUCAUUCUCGGCAUCGAGUACCUGCACUCGCAAGGAGUGGUCCAUCGCGACAUCAAGCCCGACAAUCUCCUGCUCACCGACGACGACGUCUUGAAGAUUGCCGAUUUCGGCGUGUCUGAGAUGUUUGAAAAGUCCAACGACAUGAGAACGGCCAAGUCGGCUGGCUCGCCGGCAUUUCUUCCCCCCGAACUUUGCGUAGCAAGACACGGGGAUGUGUCGGGCAAGGCGGCAGACAUCUGGUCAAUGGGUGUGUCUCUGUACUGCCUUCGCUACGGGAGGGUACCUUUCGAGCGAGGCGGUGUGCUAGAUAUAUACAAAGCCAUAACGACCGAGACCCCCAAGUUAACCCCUGACGAGAAUCCAGACUUUGUCAACAUAAUAGGGGCGCUCCUGGAGAAAAACCCGGGGAGGCGGAUAACGAUGGAGGAGCUCAGGGAACAUCCCUGGGUGACAAAGGGAGGUACAGACCCUUUACUCAGUGCUGAAGAGAACUGCUCCGAGCCGGUUGAACCGCCUAACCCUCUCGAACUGAACCACGCGUUCACUCGCAGGAUGACUCACCUAAUCUGCGUGAUGAAAGCAAUAAACAAGUUCAAGAGCCUCCUCAGCCCUCGACCGCACGUCAGCCAGAAGGACAGCCGACGUCACGCAACUGCUCCGGCGCCACUCUCCCCACCACCAGAACAGAAGGCUCCCGAAGAACAAUCUACAGCAGAAUUCGCCGCCCGCGUCCUUCGCGAGCGCCAAGAGUUCCUCGCGAAGGGUGGGAAAGCAAGCUUCGACCAGCUUCUCCAACCAGCCGCCUCCUCCAACUUCACGGCCCCCAGCACUACGGCAGCAAGAACCGGGGACCAACAACAACCUCCCACCCUCCUUGGCAUCGGAACGGGUGGAAUCGACGACUUCUCCACCGCCGAGCAAGCCCCCGCAGCAGAUAUCGUCUCCGACUCGCCCACUGCUGUGGACUUUAGUGUCUAUGACCGGGCAUUCGAGGCCGAGGUUGAGCGGAUCAAGAGGUCCACGAGUAGGAGGAGGCCAGGCGUGGCAGGGGCAGGGCCAGGGGCAGGGGGAAGAGACGCAGGCGCGGGAGCUGGGCCGAUCUACCAGACGAGGGUUCGUGAAAGGGGAGGCGGCGGUGUGUUUCCGUUACAGGCCGACGAGAAUUUGAGGAUGAAUAACCCCUGGGCCUUUGCAGCUGCCGUGGCUGGGAUGAAACAGAGGGAGCAGCAGCAGCAGAGGGCGGGGGUGGGGAUGAGGUUUGCUGAGUUGGUUGCGAAGGCAAUGGAGGGGGCUAAGGAGGCGAAGGGGGGGAGUGGUGAGGGGGCUGCUGCGGAGGGGGGUGGUGGUGGUGAUCACGUUUAG